CGUUUCGAUUUCCUCGCCAUGUUGAAUUACCAGCAGCAAUUGCAUUCACUGCCCGUCGGCAAUCCGGGAAACUUUUAUUACGGUCCGACGGCAACACAUUCGCUUGCGGUCUCCGGUGAGGCUUAUCCGGGACACACUCUGGAGCCGGAGGAUAAGCUGAACACCCGGGAGGGAGGUCCUUCAAGUGCUCGAGAUCUGGACAAAAUGCAUAGGUUCUCCGUGAACAAUCUCAUCGAUCUGAAGCAUGAUGGCUAUGGCAAGGGGAAACUCGCCAUGGAACUCAACAACAAUUAUGCAGGAAGUGGAGCAGGAGGAGGAGGAGGAGGAGCUGGUAUCUCAGUGGGCCACUCAAGGAAACCACGACGCAAUCGCACCACCUUCAGCUCCGCCCAAUUGACAGCACUGGAGAAGGUGUUCGAACGGACGCACUAUCCGGAUGCCUUCGUUCGCGAGGAGCUGGCCACCAAGGUGCACCUGAGCGAGGCGAGAGUACAGGUCUGGUUCCAGAACCGGCGUGCCAAAUUCCGAAGGAACGAGCGGAGCGUGGGCUCGCGGCCCCUACUGGACGCAGCUCCUCAGCUGGUGCCGGCGCCCAUUAGCAAUAAUAUGCACAAAUAUGCGAAUCUGCCCCAUCACCCGACGGCAGUGCCACCGCCGCCACCGCCACCUCCUCCUCAUGGGGCAUAUGCCCUGAAUUUUGGGCCACUGGAGCUGCGCUCUUGCCAGAACUAUACGAACUGCUAUGGGGGAUUCACAGCGAAUCCUUCCGCCGGCAACGGGCUCUGCGGUUCGGCCUUCUUUGGAGCAGCCACCAACUACUGUGUGGCGGCCAACUAUGCAAAGAACGCCGCAUAUCCGCCGCUCUGAUGGCUAUCAUCCUUUUAA
Messenger RNA from Drosophila serrata, 885 nucleotides. Its product is annotated as paired mesoderm homeobox protein 1. The record is from RefSeq and is a predicted model, not a curated record. Gene Ontology annotation, molecular function: RNA polymerase II transcription regulatory region sequence-specific DNA binding; DNA-binding transcription factor activity, RNA polymerase II-specific. Lineage: Eukaryota; Metazoa; Arthropoda; Insecta; Diptera; Drosophilidae. Gene Ontology annotation, biological process: regulation of transcription by RNA polymerase II.